Volvox carteri f. nagariensis is the source of this 2090-nucleotide messenger RNA. RefSeq lists its product as uncharacterized. Lineage: Eukaryota; Viridiplantae; Chlorophyta; Chlorophyceae; Chlamydomonadales; Volvocaceae. Gene Ontology annotation, molecular function: L-serine:pyruvate transaminase activity; L-alanine:glyoxylate transaminase activity. The transcript is spliced from 6 exons. Bases 110 to 1459 code for a protein of 449 amino acids. The record is from RefSeq and is a predicted model, not a curated record. Gene Ontology annotation, cellular component: peroxisome.
GCGACUGUAAACUGAACAGAACUGUGGGUCGUUGCAUACAAUACGAGCGCUCCCAGAACAAGGGUUAGGUCAGGCUUGCAUCCCCAGUCACAAAGCGCCUGUGUGAAUAAUGCUUCGCGAAGUUUCUCAGAAGCGUGUGCUUCCUUUCCUAGGACAGAUUACUCGCAAUUUGAGCGCGAGCGCUUUGCCGGAGCAGGUCCAAUAUGACCCACAAACAAGCUCAACUCCCAGUCCCCAGCCCGCGCCCUUCUCCUACGUCCCGCCGGGCCGGAACCAUCUCUUCGUGCCAGGCCCUGUCAACAUCCACGAACGGGUGCUGCGAGCUAUGCACGUGCCUGGUCAAAACCACCGUGACCCAUGGUUCGCGCAGUUUUUCAAGGACUGUCUCGAGGACACCAAGCUGAUUUACGGCACCAAGGAAGCGACACCCUUCAUCUUCUCCGGCACCGGCACGGGCGGCUGGGAAGCCGCGCUUACCAACACCCUCUCUCCCGGCGACAAGGUUGUGUGCUUCCGCUACGGCCUCUUCUCACACCUUUGGAUCGACAUGAUGCAGCGCCUGGGCCUGGACGUCCAAGUGGUGGAUCGGCCUUGGGGCGAGGGCGCGAAUGAGGAUAUUUUGGAGGAAAUACUGCGCAAGGAUACGGAGAAGAAGAUCAAGGCAGUAGCUGUCGUACACAACGAGACGACUACGGGCGUCACCAGCGAUAUCGCCGGCGUCCGCAAGGCCAUGGACGCGGCCAACCACCCUGCGCUGCUGCUGGUGGAUGGCGUAUCGUCGAUUGGCGCUCUUGAAUUCCGGAUGGAUGACUGGCGUGUGGAUGUGGCAGUGACGGGCUCUCAGAAGGCGCUGUCGCUGCCGACCGGUCUCGCGUUUGUGGCUGCGUCGCCCAAGGCUCUGGAGGCGAUGAAGAGCGCCAAGUUGAAGCGCGUGUACUACGACUUCGCAGACAUGCUCCGUACAAACCCGUCCGGCAAUGUGCCGUAUACGCCCUCGCUGGCAAUGCUGUAUGGCAUGCGGGAGUCCAUCAAGAUGUUGCGGGAGGAGGGCAUGGAAAAUGUGUUUGCCCGGCACCACCGGCUGGGCGAGGGAGCGCGUCGCGCGGUGGAGGGCUGGGGCCUCAAAUUGCUCUGCAAGAACCCCCGGUGGCGCAGUGAUUCGUUGACAGUGGUGGAGGUGCCGGAGGGCAUCGACAGCAACAAGAUCGUCAAGGUCGCGUACGCCAAGUACGACCUGUCGCUGGGCAUUGGGCUGGCGCAGAUCAACGGCAAGGUGUUCCGUAUCGGCCACCUUGGUAACAUGAACGAGCUGAUGCUGGUGAGCGCUUUGGCAGGUGCGGAGAUGGCCAUGAUCGACGCAGGUGUGCCCAUCCGCCCCGGCAGCGGAGUGGGCAAGGCGAUCGAGUACUGGCAGCAAACGUCCAGCGUCAUCAAGACGCGAGAGAGCCUCAUGCAAUGAGACAGUCUGGAGGUCGCCAUGCGUGCACCUGGCAGCUCUACCACAGCAAUGCGCGGGAGCUGCGCGCUGCACAACUGGGAGGCAGCACCGUCGUGCGCCGUUUUGGAAGGUCGGCGCUCUUGAUAGGCAGGAGGUUACUGGUUGGGCAAUGUCUGCAGGCAACUCGGAAGGAAGGAAGUGCCAGAUCCGGAGUGACAGACUGCUGCUGCUGUUGCGGCUACUGUUGCUAUUGCUAUCGCUUGCGCUUCUCCCUCACCUCCUCUCCGAUGGGAGGGCGUCCAGGAGGGUUAAGUGACCCCUCAUCCUCGGGUAGGGAGGAAGAGGAGGCGAAGGAGCGGCUGGGCACUUCCUCUAGAUUGAAGUUGACGGUAAAAGUGCAAUAUCCGUACAUAAUGUUUGUUUUAAGUCCAGGUUUCGGGCACGCGCCAGAAUGGGGCCGCGGCCUCAACCGGGUUGUGCAGUCGGGUUGUGUAGGAAAGUGAGACGACGUGUUGGUGGUGUUGAGUUGGUUUGAAAGUGUAGCAACUGCCCUGCCCCCGGGGUCUACUCUGGUCUGACUUGCUUUGUUCAGCUGGGGGCUAUCGGGCACACAACCACGCCGCGCCCCGCUUCCUGGUCCCUGCCGCGCCUA